Penicillium lagena is the source of this 1986-nucleotide messenger RNA. Its product is annotated as Leucine Rich Repeat domain protein. Gene Ontology annotation, molecular function: protein binding. The record is from RefSeq and is a predicted model, not a curated record. Gene Ontology annotation, cellular component: SCF ubiquitin ligase complex. Lineage: Eukaryota; Fungi; Ascomycota; Eurotiomycetes; Eurotiales; Aspergillaceae. Gene Ontology annotation, biological process: SCF-dependent proteasomal ubiquitin-dependent protein catabolic process. The transcript has 4 exons. The coding region runs from base 1 to 1986 and encodes 661 amino acids.
AUGGGGAAGAAAGUAAACACGGGCCUACGGGUGGGCACACAAGCCAACUGCGCAUUCGCGGAGGCACGUGCCAGCGCGCGCGCCUUCCAUCACGCUUGUUCUCAAGGAGAACUACAUACUUCACCGUCGACAUGGCCCGUCAAGGUGGGUUGGGGUUGUGACGCAUUAGAUACGCGGAAACUGACAACUUUUUCAGAUCCAGCGUCCAGCCUGCAUCAGCGGGGCCAGAAAUUAUACCAAAAGGGCGAUUUCAAGGCCGCCAUCGAGGCCUUCAGUGAGGUAGCUGCCCCACUGCUUGUCCCCAACUGUCUUGCUAACAGUAAAUCUCAGGCGCUGAAUCAGAAAAAUGGCGACGCAAUUGGUGUCUUGGACAAUCGUGCCGCGACCUAUUCAAAACUCGAGCAGCUUGACCUGGCGCGUCGAGACGCGAAGCAGAUGAUCAAACUGGGUAAGAACAACGAUGAACGUGUAAGUGUUGACCUCCGAACCUCUACCAUGUUUAUCCUCACGUGUGGAAUUCAGGGAUACCUGCGUUGUGCCAAGGUACUUCUGCUGGAAGGGAAAGCGAACAAGGCGCUUGAAAUCUACGCCUAUGGCUUGAAGAUGCUCCCAGCUGAUCAUCCACGACGCUCCUUUCUCCAAAAGUUUCACGACAAACUCUACGACAAGAUGUUUGUCAAUCGUCGAGAUCCGUUUACGGCCCUGCCCCUUGAGGUGGCCUUUGAGAUUCUCAAGCACUUUUCCUUCAAACAAGUCGUGGCAAUCCUUCGCGUUUCCAAAACUUGGGAACAAUUCUUCACCUCGAUGCCAAAUUUGUGGAUGAGCAUGGAUCUUUCCGGGGCUCGAGGAAAGGUACCAUGGACUGCCGUCCGAGCAUAUAUCCGGCGAUCAAAGGCCCGGAUCACACAUGCGACAAUCAAAAACUUGGCAACUGCAUCGAUCUCAAAGAGCCUAGAGAUCCUGAGCAGAUGCCCGCAACUCGAAUACCUUGAACUCGGAGUCACAUACGACUACAGGGAGUUUUACAAAAAAUUUCAAGGCUGCAAAAGACUGAAGACUCUGAUUAUCUCUGCGGAUAUGGUCGUCACCCAGGAAUAUUUCGGGAAGUUUAUCAAUGCCUUUCCCCAUCUGGAGCGUAUUGCUCUUUUGAAUGUCAAGCAUUCGCCUCGGCAUAUUCACGACGGCAAAUGGCCUAGUUCUUUGCCAAACUUGAAAAGCAUUACCCUGGCAGGGAAAUUCCAGCAACCUCCGGGACACGAUCACGAAUACCCAAUUUAUAUCCCAUCUCUUUCAGAAAACCUCGAAACCCAUACAUAUCCGAACUUAGAAGAGCUGCGACUGAACUGGAACCCACCUAAACUAGACCCAUACUUCUUCACCCAAUUAUCUAAUGGUGAUGUUCUUCCCCCGCUUCGUCGACUAAGUCUCACCGGCGUGUCGAUUGGUGAAUCUUUUUAUUCAGACCUUCCCACAACCAUUGAAUACCUCUACCUUGAGGGUGGGAUGUACUCAAAUUUCGGGACAGACGACACUGGGAAGACACUUCCUAAUCUGCACACUCUCAUGCUUGUGGAUCUCAAGUGGCUCACGAGCCAGACCCUCAAUGCGUUCCUCGUCCAGGCUCAGGCACCUGUCCAAACAUUGCAUGUCACCGACUGCGUCCACCUCACCGGCCAGGAGUUCCUCCACGUCAUGAAGAAUGCUGCCUCUGAUGUCAAGUUGACCGAGUUAAGCAUCUUCCACAUGUUUAAUGUGGAUGAUACUGUUGCCCGACAUCUCCACACCCAUCUUCCUGACCUGAAGAUCCUUAACCUGAGUUUCACGAACAUCACAGGCUGCAGCAUCCGCAUGUUCGCGGAUGCCCGCGCAUCAGAUUCCCGUGAAGGGGCACGGCUUGAACGCCUGCGUGUCCAAGGCUGCGAGGAAGUCUCCUCAGAUGCCGUGGCAUAUGGGCGAGAACGAGGGUUGGAGGUUAUUACCCGUUGA